Daldinia loculata is the source of this 1792-nucleotide messenger RNA. RefSeq names its product NicO-domain-containing protein. The coding region runs from base 351 to 1517 and encodes 388 amino acids. Gene Ontology annotation, molecular function: nickel cation transmembrane transporter activity. Gene Ontology annotation, cellular component: plasma membrane. The transcript is spliced from 3 exons. Gene Ontology annotation, biological process: nickel cation transmembrane transport. The record is from RefSeq and is a predicted model, not a curated record. NCBI's taxonomy places the organism in Eukaryota, Fungi, Ascomycota, Sordariomycetes, Xylariales, Hypoxylaceae.
GGAGAAGGUUGCAUAUUAUAGUACAAUACAAUAUACAAUACAAUAUACAAUGCCCGGGAUGGUUAGGGCUAGCACCGGCACCCUGGAUCAAGCGUCUAUCUUAUACCGUACGCGGGGCACAUUAUGCGACACGUCUAUUAUUCAUAUCCCGUCUGUCGGCGGGUGCGGGGGCGAGCUUGUAAUAAUUAUUUUGUUGCUUUUGCCUUGGUAUUAUACUCCUGCUCUGCGAUACCACGAGGAGUCGAAAACUUGAUAUCGAGAUAUAGUUGGGACAGGGAGUUUCUAGGUUAGUCUCUACAACUGAAAUCUCUAAUAGACAACGACCCUGUCUACCUAGGUAGAGAGUAGAGAUGCCACGACUAUCUUCACAAUGCGCCCUUCCGCUCCCGGGCCGGCUGAAGGCUCUCCCACUACCCGUGGUACAAAUCAUCGGGACGCUGAUAUUCGCCAACAUGAUCGUCUGGGCGGCGGUCGGCGUAGUACUGCACUACUACCCAACCAUGAUCAGCCCAGCAGUCCUAUCAUACACGCUAGGCCUACGACACGCGCUCGACGCCGACCACAUCAGCGCCAUCGACCUGAUGACCCGGCGACUGAUCGCGUCGGGACAGCGGCCCGUGACCGUAGGCACGUUCUUCAGUCUGGGCCACUCUACCAUCGUCAUUAUUACCUGUAUCGUUGUGGCGGCUACUAGCGGCGCCCUACGCGACCGGUUCGACAAUUUCCAGUACGUCGGUGGGAUCAUAGGCACUAGCGUCAGCGCUGCGUUCCUCAUCCUGCUGUGUCUUGGAAACGGUUGGGUCUUGUAUCGCCUUGUGUGCCGUCUCCGUGCCGUCCUCCGCGAGGCGGACCCGCAUCGCUCGGAGGAAGACGGAGCAGACGAGGAUCAGGCUGCGACUAACUUGCAGCUCGAGGGCGCUGGGUUCCUUGCUACUGUGUUUCGGAAACUAUUUCGCAUUGUCGACCGGCCGUGGAAAAUGUAUCCUCUCGGCGUCUUGUUUGGACUCGGGUUCGACACAAGCUCUGAGAUUGCUAUCUUGGGUAUCGCAAGCAUUCAAGGGGCGCAGGGGACAAGUCUUUGGGUUAUUCUCAUAUUCCCGCUCUUGUUCACAGCGGGAAUGUGCAUGUUAGACACGACGGACGGAGCCCUCAUGAUGGCGUUAUACUCGUCCAAGGCAUUCGCGCGUGAUACAGUCGCCAUCCUGUACUACUCGAUCGUACUGACGGGCAUCACGGUCGUCGUCUCGGCGUUUAUCGGCGUCAUCCAGAUCCUGUCGCUUGUGCAGAAUGUUGCCGAACCCGAGGGCUCCUUCUGGGAUGGUCUCGGCGAGAUCGGCGACCACUUCGAUAUCAUCGGCGGCUCUAUUUGCGGACUAUUCCUCGUCGUCGGGCUCGGUUCCGUCCUUGCCUACAGGCCCUGGAGGCGUAGGGUCGAGAGGAGGCGUCGCAUUGCUAGCGAAGCGCAGAGUUUACCGUCGGAUGAUGCUGAUGGUGCAUUCCACGAUGUGGAGGGUUGAUUCGCUGGGAUAUAGAUUAGUGGGAGGUAUUCAUUACCGUUGAACGACUGUGAGUUGUGCAGCUGAAACUAUGCCGCGUGACGCUGUUAGAGCCUAUAGAGAUAACACCCAUAUUGGGUAGCUUAGAGGAAGCGUAUACGUCGAUAAUAAUGCCUAGGUACCUACCUAAGCUACCUAGGUAGGGAUGGCCUUUAUCGAACAAGUCAUAUAAUACUAGUAAAACUCUGCCAAUGUGACAUGAUGUUGGAAUUUUCAUUUUUAUUUGAGUCGUGUCG